Messenger RNA from Trematosphaeria pertusa, 4251 nucleotides. RefSeq lists its product as uncharacterized. The coding region runs from base 1 to 4251 and encodes 1416 amino acids. The transcript has 5 exons. NCBI's taxonomy places the organism in Eukaryota, Fungi, Ascomycota, Dothideomycetes, Pleosporales, Trematosphaeriaceae. The record is from RefSeq and is a predicted model, not a curated record.
AUGGACAGCUCCGGUAAGCGAGGCCGCUAUGGACCCGUGGAAUUUGAGGGAAAAUCCUUUGAGCCGAUCUCCCAUAUCCUGGCGGCCGGACACUCAGAGUCGAAGUCAACCACGACUUGCGAAAUUUCUCCCAUAUCUCCGAUUUUCCUCGAUGUCAAAACUUCAAGGGGUCCAUCAACUUCUAGAGAGCAGUUGAUAAGCCAAGCAAGCACAGAUUCCAUCGACGCAACCUGGCUCCCAUAUACCCUGCGAGCGUACUUCGUCUGGGUACCCACGACUGUUUCGGUGGUGCUUGGGUUUGUUGUUUUGCUCCUCCAAUGGUAUUCCGACAAGAAUCAUGGUCUCAGUCCUGAAACUUCAGCCAUAUUCGGGUGGAAAUUCGCCCCCACUCUUGUUGCUGUUCUCUACACGCAGUUGACAGCGAUGCUUUUCGACGAUAUCAGGCGCACUGAGCCCUUUGCGCGGCUAGCGAGGCCCAGUGACAGCAUACCCAAGGCUUCAAGAACGAUUCUGGAGACGCCAAGAGAAUGGUGGACCACGCUCGCUCAUGGCUUUGACAAGCAAAAGAAUGGCGGUAGACGGAGCUGGGUCAUUAUUUUGGCUUAUGCUGUUAAUGUCCUGGCAUUUCUCACGAUCUCUCCUAUAUCAUCAGCACUUCUCGGAAUCGACGAAGUGAGUGUGCCGAGAUCGGUCGAGAUGAUCCGACUCGUUGCGGCGAAGGACUCUCCCAUGUCGCCAUUCGCAGAGCGGGACACCUACUUUCGGGCAACAGGCGCGCUGCUGCAAAAUGUGUCGACCUCACCUUGGCUCUCCGAUGACUACGCGAUCCUUCCUUUUUGGCCCACUGGGAGUGCCCCAAGUCCUUGGGACCGCCAAUCAGCGCCGAUGCCCCAAACUUGGGAAGCUGAGACGACAGUAUUCCGAAACAACUUCAAGUGUUCGCAACUGGACUUGGCAGCGACUGGCUUUGCGCCUACUGGUCACCAGUCCUUUCUAUCCGUGGACGAAUUCCUGGCCUCCAUCCGGUUAGAGUCUACCGAGGGUUGCCAAUAUAAUCUGACCUUCAAAUCCAGUGAUAUUUACUCUUGGUAUGUAGUCGUUUCUUGGUCGGAUAUUGACCACUUCGCGAGUAGGAGUGGUUUCUACGGCGACGUGCCAUACUCUGGCUUCCAAGUCACGCAUAAUGAGAAAUGCGGCGAUGAAGCUAUCAUCCUUAGUACGGCCUGGUUGAAGAACGCGACGGGUGGAUUCUUGUCUAACCUUACGGUCACUGGUUAUGCUUGCUCAUCCGACCAUACCAUGGCCACCAUACCUGUUGAGGCGGCUGUCUCCAGUGCCGGCUUCACUGUUAACUUCGACACCGAGCGGUUCCUCCAAGCGAAGCAGGUGGUUCCCGAAACGCUGUUUAAUCACUCUCAGCUCCUGCAACUAUACACCGAUCCUGAAUUGUUCACAUACAUACCAACGCCAGCCUCCUUCGAGCCUUACCUCUCUCCAUACGAUUAUGGUGGAGUGGCCGCUCUCCUAGCCACGCAAUACGGCUUCAAUUUGACCGAGAUGCAACUUGACGCUAGUCUUCCCGAGAAGGCCGCGAGGAUAAGAAAACGAUUCUUCGGCGAGAUCUUGAGGACCUCGCUUAGCGCUGCAGGGGCGUCAGACUAUGAGAGCGUGUUGGGAACGAAAACAGCGCUCGAGAGCCGAGUAUUCGUGAGUUUCCAAGCGGCCUAUGUCCUUGCGGCGCUCUUCUUCAUAUCAUUCUUCAUGCUGCUGUUUGUCACGUGGACAUCUCGCAUACGGAAACGUCCGCUGAAUCUCGCCCACGACCCAGCCACUGUCCUCGGGACUGCGGCGGUCGUCGCAUCCAAUAAUGAGGUUCUGUCUCCUUUGGAGGAGCUCCAUGAGACGUUCAAGAGUGAGAUUACAUUAGCGCUGGAAGAUAGACAGUACGCAACGUCGCCCGGCCGCCUUCAUGAGAUUUGUGAACCCGGCCAGACCUGGCUUCUAGACUUGAAACUCAGCAGCACGGCUCCAGAUCCGCAAAGAACACCUUUCAUGUUGAAGCUUCGAACCCUUUUGGGUCUCGCGGCAUAUCUCGUCAUUCUUCUGGCUACCAUCGUGGUCAUACGCACAUUCGCAAACAAAUCGAGCCUGCACCAGGCUUUGUUCACUUAUCGAGUUGAACUCGAGGCGCUGGGCCAGCUGGGAGAUUUUGCACCCUUCUCCAUCAUCCCCACUGUUUUGGCCGCAGCCGUGGGUUUCUGGUGGGACGGACUGGACAAGACGUUCCGGUCUUUGCAGCCCUAUGCAUCUAUGUCAAAAUCUCCAACAGCAACUCGUUCUGGGCCUGGGCUUUCUUAUCAGUCUUCGUAUUGGUUAUGGGCGACCGUCAAAGCGGCAAUCAAUAGGCAUUGGCUGUUGUCUCUAGUAACAUUUGGAAGUCUGGUAUCGCAAGCGCUUAUCAUUUCGAUGUCUGCUCUAUUCGAGCAAGGCAUGGGGGUCGUCAGCAAGCCGGUCGAUGUUCAGAGAACGCUUGAGCUUCGCCAGACACCUUAUCUUCGACAAGUACUCACCACGUAUCCCCCAGAUUUUGACGAGUGGGUCAUCGCUAAUGGUGUGCCAUACGUCGGAGACACCCUGCAGGACCUUUUCACAAACCUCUCUACAAACUGGAUGUACUCUGCCGUUAUCCAAACCACAAUGAACGGAUCUGACCCAUCGUGGAGCAAGGACGGCUGGAGUUUUGUUCCAGUCGACUUAUCGCACCUCACAAAUAACACUCAAUUAGAUACGGGCGCCGGAGCAGUCUACUAUCCUACCAUUAACGUUACCCUUACAACCCCCGCGAUACGUGGUCGGUUAGAAUGCAGUCCAGUGGACACCCGCAAUAGCAGUCUCUGGUCAAGCCAGGGGAACUACAACGAUAUUGUGCCUGGACAUGCCUCCGAAUUCACCGUGCUCGCGCCAGAUAUGUGGUCAGAAAGUGACCACUAUACCGGUUUCGCGCCAGACGGAAACGAUCUGGCUUGUUGCUCCAACCAAACCGACGCCGUCCCAGCCGAAGAUUACGCGGCCCCGAUCGCUGCGGGCUAUUGGAGUGGAAACUUUAUGCAGGAGCCAAUGAUCUACUCGAUAGCUGGUACGAAUGGGAACUUCACGGCCAAAUGGGCAUACGGCAAGGGGGGUGCCAUCGGUCUUUCGCAUAUGCCCCUGGUGUUUUCUCAAACGCCACAGCUACAAGCUCUGAAUUGCAUGCCCAUCAUCGAGACAUCGGACGCUGAGGUUACAAUUGAUAAGCAGUCAGGGAGCAUCCUCGGGUAUUGCAUACUGAAAGAUGCAGUCCCCGACGAUGCGGCUUGGUCCGAUGUGUUUGUAGUUCGAAAUCUGACUGACCCUGAGGGCCCGCGGUACGAGUAUCGUGUUGCUGUUGCGGAUGCAGCAUGGCAAAAUUUAACGGCCAGUUACGGCGUUCUCUUCCUAAAUUCCCUCCUGCGGGCCUCGCGUCUCGGCUCGCUAUCACAGACCAUCAUAUGGCCCUCACGAAGUACGGUAGAAGAUCUAGAAGAGAAUGCAUUCAACAUCCGGAAUAAUGAAACGGGCUUGAAUCUCGACUUUAUGUCCUACGCCUCCUACGUUCAGGUCGGAAGGGACGCAAGCGCAUUACUUGAUCGGGACGCGCUCCUCCAACACACGCAGAAAGUCUUCACGACUUUCUUUCAACAUUACGUAUCGCAAAGCGUCUCGCUAGAGACGGGCGGCUGGGCUUACCAGCCUAUUGGCGCGAGCUUGAAAGAUGUUGGUUCCCCUGUCAACGGCACAAUACAGGAGUAUGCUCCUGGCGGAAAACCGGUCGUUAGGAUUUCAGACCUACCGCCACGGAACACGCAGCGCACUACUCAGGCCUCCUCGUCCACGCGUACCAAGGUUCUCCACAUGGACACGGUCUCCUUUUGGGUCAGCAUUUGCCUCUUGGCCUGGCUCACGGUCACAACAGCCAUUGUGGCGGCGCUGCAGAGGUGGUACUUUGGCGACUUGCGGCGGAAUGUGAACUCACUCGCUGAUGUUUUGGUACUGAUUGCUGGUAGCGAGAAGCUGUUGAAGAUGGUAAGGGAGAGAGGAAUCGAAGAGUUAAUGAACGAUGAUAAGAUGAAGACUAAACUGGGAUGGUUUAGGUCCCGGGACGGAGCAAUGAGGUGGGGUAUUGAGAUUGUUGAAGAUGAGGAGAUCGAGAUGAAGCACAUGUCUUCUCCCUGA